This is a messenger RNA of Nematolebias whitei (Rio pearlfish), 399 nucleotides long. Its product is annotated as deoxyribose-phosphate aldolase-like. Gene Ontology annotation, cellular component: cytoplasm. Gene Ontology annotation, biological process: deoxyribonucleotide catabolic process; carbohydrate catabolic process. Gene Ontology annotation, molecular function: deoxyribose-phosphate aldolase activity. The transcript has 4 exons. NCBI's taxonomy places the organism in Eukaryota, Metazoa, Chordata, Actinopteri, Cyprinodontiformes, Rivulidae. The record is from RefSeq and is a predicted model, not a curated record. The coding region runs from base 1 to 399 and encodes 132 amino acids.
AUGGACCUGGAGUGGAUCUCCAAAGUGAGAGUGAACACACAGUCUGUCCUAAAGAGAGCUCAACAUGUUCAGGGCCUGAAGGUCUCCAAGAAUCAGUGGCAGGCUGCCUGGCUGCUGAAGGCCGUCACGUGCAUGGACCUGACAACCUUGGCUGGAGAUGACACGCCAUCCAACGUUCAGCGGCUCUGUGUUAAAGCCCUGCAGCCGGUGCGGUCCGACCUGCUCAGGAACAUGGACAUGCACGACAAAGAGGAUGCUGAGGAACCUGCUCCACAUCCUGAACAUCACGUCACCCCCCAGGACACCCUGGACUCUUCCUGCACCUUCAGUCACACUGAGACCACCAGGCGCUCCACAGAACAGGAAGUCCUUCACACUGCUCAACUCCUCAGCCUUUAG